Molecule: messenger RNA, 552 nt
Organism: Oncorhynchus masou masou (cherry salmon)
Lineage: Eukaryota; Metazoa; Chordata; Actinopteri; Salmoniformes; Salmonidae
Product: 4-aminobutyrate aminotransferase, mitochondrial-like
Exons: 6
Biological process (GO): GABA catabolic process
Cellular component (GO): mitochondrion
Molecular function (GO): pyridoxal phosphate binding
Source: RefSeq, a predicted model, not a curated record
CCCAGCAAAACGGACAGAUUCUGAUUGAUAAUUUAAAGGCAGUCUUUCUGUUCAUCCUUCCAGUUCGCAUCUCCGCCGUUUUUACACAAAGUGUUUCAGCCAGCCAGUCUUACCGCACGACCCAAGCGGACACCAAGCGCCCAGCGGUACCGGGUGAAGCCUCGGUGGCGUGAAGGCAGGUGUUGAGGACUGUCCUUCUCUCUCUACCUCAUUCUGUUGUUCUGAGUCAUGGCGACCUCUCUGCUCAGCAGGCAGCUGGUCCUCUCCCUCCAGCAGAACCUCAGGCUCACUGCACCAGGCUGCAGGUAUGCGAGUAAGGCAGCAGCUAAGACUCAGAUGGAGUUUGAGUACGACGGGCCGUCCAUGAAGACCGAGGUCCCAGGACCCCGUUCCAAGGAGCUGACCAAACAGUUGGGAGAGAUGCAGAAUGUGGGAGCAAUCAAUUUCUUCUGUAACUAUGAGGAGAGCAGAGGAAACUACCUGGUGGACGUGGACGGAAACCGCAUGCUGGACGUCUACACACAGAUCUCCUCUAUUCCUAUAGGAUACAAC